Messenger RNA from Closterium sp. NIES-65, 879 nucleotides. The record is from the annotation of a GenBank genome assembly. NCBI's taxonomy places the organism in Eukaryota, Viridiplantae, Streptophyta, Zygnematophyceae, Desmidiales, Closteriaceae.
AUGACCGAUCUUCCGUCCAGCUCACCCAAGUAUGGUUUCAUCCGGAGCGUCGCGGAGGAGCUUCUGCGAGCCAACGACAGCUCCAAGGAUCUCAAUCUCUCUGAAGCCAAUCGCCGAGCGCUUCUCCAGGCGUUUUCCCGGACCAUUUCCCGCCUCGAGAGCUCCUUGAAACGCGGCCAGGCUUCGUCGUUCGGCCUCACGCAGAUUUUGGAUCAGGUUUCUUGGGGCGCGGCUGCUGCUGCUGCAGUGGCCGUCGCAGCAAGCGGAGGAGGAGGCGGGAUCAGCGGAAGCGGCGGAAAUGGGAAAAUUCGGCGGAUGCCAGGGGGAAAUGGCGGGGAGAAUCCUCUAGCGGAGAAGCUUUCUCAGGAGCUGCUGUGGCUGGUGCUGAAGCUUCAGGGUCGGAAGGGAAUCGAACAAGUGGUGGAGGUUUGGGCGGAGGCUCGGGUUCUGUCUGAGCUGGCAGUUCGAUCUUCACCACGUGUGCAGCUGAAUCUUCUGAAGCUGACGUGUAUUGUGCUGGAUUUGGUCUCGUCCCACGUGGUGUCAUGUGAUGUGAAGUCGCAAGAGCACCUGCUGCUGCACUGGAUGCCGUUGCUUUGUCAGUGUCCGAACACAUCCGACGGCCUGCUCUCCACUGACAGUAACCGACAGAGGACAGAGGAGGACAUGUGCACAAUAAUUACUCGCCUGCCUGCUGCAAGUCAGGAGCUGGUCUACGUGGCAUGGCUGCAUGAGUACACAUGGUCAACCUCUGAUUGGCCAAACCUGCAUCCUGCCUUCCUCACCUGGUGUGACACUUCCCGGGCUAACCCUGACCAAGUUACCACUAACCAUGGUGAAACAAGCCAAGCCUUGCAGCAAUCCCUUGUCAGCGCGUAA